Messenger RNA from Cotesia glomerata, 890 nucleotides. RefSeq lists its product as uncharacterized. Bases 163 to 660 code for a protein of 165 amino acids. The record is from RefSeq and is a predicted model, not a curated record. Lineage: Eukaryota; Metazoa; Arthropoda; Insecta; Hymenoptera; Braconidae. The transcript has 5 exons.
AUCAAAAUAAUGAACAUAGUUUGGACUACCUACUACUUAUACCAUUUUUAUUUUUCUGUGCAUAUUCACAGCGAACAGGCGUUAAGUCUACUGUUGAUUUUAUUAGCUCUAAACAGAAAGACACACACUUAUAGAAAUAUAGUUAUCGACUAAAAAGUUAAAAUGUCUAAAAGUGAUAUUAUAUACCUACUAAUUUUUUUUUGUAUUCAACUUGUAACUAUCGAUGUCAACGCAUCACCGGUAUCAAAUAAUGAAAAAUAUCCUCAAGUUUUGGAAGAAAAUUGUCCAGAUUUAAAGGAAUUAUUGCUUGACCAGAUACUAAAUGGAAAAAAUUUUGUCCUUAAUAAUAUGACAACAGAAAUCAGAGAAGAAUAUUAUCACAACCAAACAUGUCUUUAUCAAUCUAUAGGAGCAAUAAAAGACGAUAAUUCCAUUGAUUUGACAUCCUAUUUGGGCCUUGACGUAUAUGGUAUUAGAGUGUGGCCAGCGAAUUCUCCUAUAUUAGAAUUCAUAAAAGUUUUUGGAAGCUGCUUUCCAAUAGAAAGUCACCGUACUGCAAAAGAAUCAAUGAAAAAACUAUUAAUUUGUAUGAAUGCAAACAGUGAGAUGUAUCAGUGCCCUAACCCUAAUAACAGUUUUGAAGAAAAUCGCUACAAUUAAUGUACUGAUGGAAUGAUAAUGAUAUUCACAUACACGAAUCCCAAAUUGGCAAAAUUAUAGCUUUGCUCUGACCACCAUCAUAGCUGUAUACUAGCAAACUUCAUGAGCAUUUGUCUACCGUUACUGCAAAAUAUUAUUUAGAAAUAAUUUAUAUUGUUCUUUGUGUCUUUGUUUUAUUCGACAAUUUAUAUUUUGAUAAUAAAUAAACUUCUCUCCAAGUAAUACGGUUA